This is a messenger RNA of Lactuca virosa, 823 nucleotides long. The record is from the annotation of a GenBank genome assembly. NCBI's taxonomy places the organism in Eukaryota, Viridiplantae, Streptophyta, Magnoliopsida, Asterales, Asteraceae.
AUGAAUUACCAUGUUAUUGGCAAUUCUUUAUCAAGGAAUCCAAAACCUGGACAAGUUGUUGCAGAGUUAAUAUUCUUACCUCAUAAGGCCAAGUUGAUAGGUGCAGACCGAUCCAAGGACCUUGCUGUCUUGCAGAUCAAGGGAGUAACAAACAACUACCCUCUCAAAAUCAUUGUAAGAAAAGUCAGCGUAGAGGAAGAGACAUUCGAUCCUGAUUAUCUCAAGAGAGCGUUCUUCACUAUCAAUUGGGAUGCCCUAGUCUACGCGUCAAACACCUUGGGAUACACCGAGCUCCCUGACAAAGUCCCCGAUGCGUCGGUGCUCGAUUCCAAUGAGUUUUUGAAGAAAUUCCACCAUGCACUCCUUGAACUUCAACUCGAGGAAGGUGUACUGCUUUGCCCCGAGACUUAUCGCCGGUUCCCUGUUAAGAACGGGUCACCUAAUAUGAUUCUUCGUGAAGAUGAGAUGCGCCUUCCAAGUAAGGAGGAGGCGGAGAAUAGAAAGGCGGAGGCUGAGAAUAGAAAGGCAGAGGCCGAGAAGAUAGCCAAGAAGAAAAUGAAACGAGCCAUGAAGGAAAAAAAGAAAGAAAAACAGGAAGAACCACCGAAAAAAAUUGAGAUGGAUUGGAUCGCCAAGUUCAAGCCGAAAAUAGAGUUUGUACCCAUGAGCAGUGAUACUUGGGAUGAGUACAAUCCAUAAGGAGUGUUUGUUUGUUUGGUUGUUUGGUUGUUUUUUGUUUUUUUUAUGUAAGACCACAAAACCUCGGUUUAUCUGAAUCCUCAUGUUAACUACAAUUUGCAUGAAAUAUUUGUUUAGGAAUGCC